GGUGGCUCUGCGCAGACUCAGUGCGCGCUUCCUCAGCAGUGGCUACAUGAUGGUGUUGAAAAUGCAGUUAAUGCUAGGCACAUUUUUGUUUCUGAAUGUUUGCUGCAGUCUCGUCUCUGCACUGUACUUUCACAUCGGCGAGACUGAAAAGAAAUGCUUCAUUGAAGAAAUUCCGGAUGAAACCAUGAUAAUCGGAAACUACCGAACGCAGCUGUAUGACAAGCAGUCAGAAUCGUACCUGCCUGCCACGCCGGGGCUCGGGAUGUUCGUGGAAGUUAAAGACCCUGAUGAGAAGGUGAUUCUGUCUCGUCAGUAUGGGUCAGAAGGCCGGUUCACCUUCACCUCCCACACACCCGGAGAACACCAGAUCUGUUUGCACUCCAACUCCUCCAAAUUUUCUCUGUUUGCUGGUGGAAUGCUUAGAGUUCAUCUGGACAUCCAAGUGGGCGAACACGCAAACAACUAUGCUGAGAUCGCUGCGAAAGACAAGCUGACCGAGCUGCAGCUGAGAGUGCGCCAGCUGGUGGAGCAGGUUGAUCAGAUACAGAAGGAGCAGAACUAUCAGAGAUACCGUGAAGAACGCUUCAGACAGACCAGUGAGAGCACCAACCAGAGAGUCCUGUGGUGGUCUAUUGUCCAAACGCUGAUCCUGGUGGCUAUCGGUUUCUGGCAGAUGAGACAUCUUAAGAGCUUCUUUGAAGCCAAGAAAUUAGUGUAAAAUGUAUGUGUGUGUGUGUGUCAGUGUUUUUGAUUCAGUAUGCAGUAUACAACUGAUUGAAAAGUCAAGUCUAGACUGCUGAAAUGAACCUCUAAGUUGAAACACCUCUCUAAAAUUUCUCCCAGACUUGGAUUGAGAUUAUUUCACCAUAUUUUGUUUUUAUGCCACUUACCUCUGAGCUGUGUUCCAGUUGACUUCCUAAGACUAAUUAUAAGGCCAAAACCACAUAACUUUUAUUUUGAUACAAUUUUGGUCCACCAUGAAUGAAAACGGGCGUUACACAAAAGUCUGAAUAUGAUCUGAAUUUUGUUUUUGAAGCAUGGUAUCAGGAGUUUUGUGUGACGUUGUCUUACACUGAAGAUGCACACAUUUAUCCUAGAUGCAAAAUCAACUCUCAGAUUCUGUUGCUUUUUGUACAACACUCUCUUUGUUGGUUAGGAAUUAGUGACAUAUGUAAAGUUUGGUUAUUUCAGAGUGAAUGUAUGUCCAUACUUUUAUUUAAUAUUCAUUUGUUCAAUUAGCAUGAACUGUUUUCCAGCCUAAAUGUCCAGCCAAAUGGGUUCAUAAUGUUGUUUACAACUCUAGUAGCUUUUCUGCAGGCACCAGAUCUGUACUGAACAAUAACAGUAUGUUUUUUUUCCCCCUGCAUUAUAUGUGUAGAGAGGGGGGGAAAACUGCAUAUUUGUGGUUUGAUACUGUUUGGGCUUUGAACUUAAAUUUGGGAUUCUUUUGGAGGGGGAGGCAGAAUUAUAAUGUUCUAUUAACUGUAUAUUUUCUGGAAGAAUAUUUGGCUUAUUGUAGGUAAGAGUCACUUUUUUUUUUUUUUACUGAACCACUCUUAUGUGGUAUAAAAUUCUAACAUCUCAUCCAGUAUCUACCUUUUAAUAUCCUGCAGUCAUCUUUGCCAUUUAUUUUCCUGUGUGCUCAGAUACUCAGGUAUUUCUGGAUUUGAUAGAAAUGACUUUAUCACCUACUUUUUUCAUGAAGAGCGGCAAAAUAUCAAUCCUGCAAAUGAGUGCGGUCAUCCUCAGUGCUCUCUAAGGCUGAAUUUUGUGUUUCAGUUCAAUUUUAUUACUUGAAGUUUCUUUAUCCCAUAUAAAUUAUUUUUCAACUUUAUUCCUUUUAUAGGUUUUUCCCCACUUUUGAACCAUGUAGGACAUGACCAUGUACUUCUUUUAAUUUGGGGUUCUUGAUAGACAUUUGUGUACACAGAUAUUGUUGGCUGAGGGUUUAAGCUUUUUAAAUGACAAGAGGGGAAGACCGUCAUGUUGUUCAUGAUUGCACUCAAAUAAAGCUUUUGUCUCCCUCCA
This is a messenger RNA of Pangasianodon hypophthalmus (striped catfish), 2028 nucleotides long. RefSeq names its product transmembrane p24 trafficking protein 9 (gene tmed9). Gene Ontology annotation, cellular component: Golgi apparatus; endoplasmic reticulum-Golgi intermediate compartment; endoplasmic reticulum. The record is from RefSeq and is a predicted model, not a curated record. Bases 47 to 718 code for a protein of 223 amino acids. Lineage: Eukaryota; Metazoa; Chordata; Actinopteri; Siluriformes; Pangasiidae. The transcript is spliced from 5 exons. Gene Ontology annotation, biological process: intracellular protein transport; Golgi organization; COPI coating of Golgi vesicle.